GUGAGCGCUGCGUUCAGUUGAAUCAGGAUUGAAAUAACCCGAGACUCGACUAUACUGUACUAGUGGACGGAAUUAGUGUCCAAAAAACGCGGUUUAGUGCCAGACCGGAGGCGGUAAAAAUGUCCGAGAAUGGCGGCGACGAGAGCCUGGUGGAAGUGGAGACGGUAGAGGAGUCCUACGAAACUGAGGUCCGUCGUAAGGUCAUCAAAACCAAGAUGAAAAUCCAAGAAACUUCGUCCACUACAACCACCACAACAAUGACAACCCCAGCCAAGUUAUAUGGCAAAGAUCUCAGUGUGUAUGAUGACGUCGACGUAGACACCCUCUUAGAUAAGUUAACAGCAGAAGAAAUUAACAUAUUAGCCAAAGAAGUAGAUCCAGACGAUUCGUUUCUACCGCCAUCCGAAAGGACCAGCUACGAUUGUGAUAAGGACCCGACAGGACCUUUAAAUAGGAAAAAAUUAAUUGAGCACAUCAAUAGGCAAGCAAUAGAAACGCCGGACAGGCCGGAAUUGAAACCUUAUGUGGCGGGCACGGUGCGAGGCAAAAAAUGGAUCCCGCCACCUUCGGCUCAGAACGAACUAGAUGCAGAUGAAAAAAUUCAAAUAGAUUUAGGCGAUGAGUACGAGCAUGCAUUGACUAGUGCAUCGCAAGAGGAAAUUAUUGAUUUGGCAGCUAUCCUUGGCUUCCAUUCGAUGAUGAACCAAGACCAAUACCACGCGUCAUUGCUGAACAAAGGCCAACCGGUGGGUCUGGGAUGGGACGGCAUUACAAAAGCCCCCAAACAAAAAAUAUUCCCCAUGGAUCCGCCAAACAGUACUGACGUGGAAGAUUCAAUAAGACGGGUGCAAAACGACGACCCCAAAUAUAUUGAUCUCAAUUGGAACAAUAUUAAGAAUAUCUCUGACGAGAAAUUGACCAAUCUCUUUGAGGGUUUAGAACAAAAUACUCACCUGGAAACGUUAUCGCUGUCCAACACUGGUCUGACAGACCACAUUGCUGACAAGCUGGCGCAAGCGAUAGAGAAAAAUAGUCAAGUGAGGGUGGUCAAUGUGGAGAGCAACAAUAUUUCUCCUCAAGCCAUUGUGCGGUUGAUCAAGUCUCUGUUGAAACAAAAUAGUGUGGAAGAAUUUCGGGCGACCAAUCAGAGAAGUCAAAUAUUGGGUAAUAAAAUAGAAAUGGAGAUAACGCAGCUGAUUGAGAAAAAUCCAACAAUAUUAAGGCUGGGUUUGCAUUUAGAAUAUAACGAUGCAAGACAUCGGAUUGCUACACAUUUGCAAAGGAAUAUUGACACAAAACGACAAAAGAUUAAAGCAAAAUAUCAAAUCCACUUGGCUGCAAAAGGAAAAGCAAAAAUCAUUCGGACGGAAUAAGUUAAAAGUAGCCCGAUUAAAUUAUACUUUCCGUCCCGUCACGUCUUUAUUGUUUUUGGUGGAAAUCCGCUUUUCGUACACACACAUGUAGCAGGCGUACCUCUCUUCUCUUCUCGACAUCCAGGCCGAAAACGAAAAUGAAGAAUUUAGAGAAAAUUAGAAAAAGUAACAAAAAGUAUGCCAGUGUAAAAAGUGUACUCUUUUUGAGGUGAGAUUUUUCUUUUUGAACGUCGUAUUACAUGUCCUAAGCUUCAGAGGCUUAGUAAAGCUUAUGCUCUUCCGUUUUAAUUUAUAUUUUUUUUUUGUCUAAAGCUAGAUAUUUUGGCGCAAAAAGCUGUGCACUAAAAGAAAUAAAUGUAAUGCCUUAUCUCUCAUCCUUUUAUUUCUUUUAUGGACAAUGGGCCUAAUCAAUAUCACGAUUUAUCAAUUUUCUUUUCCAAGGUAGGUGACAAAAAGUCUUUGAUGGUGGAAGUUUAUGCAAAAAAUAAAGCAUAAUGUCACGAAUUCCGUUAAAACUCUCGACUAUUUUUAAAGAAGUAAUCGACUUCAAUCAAUUGUCGGUUUAACCUAACUUUUUACAGCAAUAUUAAUAUUUGAAGACUAAUAUUGACUCCUGGAUCAGCAGUCAUUCCUCUUGUUUUUUAUGUUUUUUUUUCUUCACUGGCUCAGUUUUUCUUUUUUCCUGUUUUAUCUGUUGCCUGUUUCCUUUGGUUUCUAGUUGAUCACUUUCAAGCUGUUCGAAACUCUAUUCUUGAUCCAUUUGAAAUCAUAGGCUUCUUACAGGAACUCCUCCAAGCUGAUAUUAUGCUUGCAUUGAAUGGGCAUGAUAGUUCUUAUGCAGUUUACCAAAACCAUGUUGUUGUAGAUUGAUUAUUGUAUAAUGGUUGGUGUGUUUAGGUUAUGGACCUCUCCGCACUUCCGUUUGGAGGACAUUAGGCAUGGAGCCAAGGGCUAUAGCUAGGUUCAGUUUGAGAGCUUUGGAGUAUACUUCGCAUCCCGAGCCAGUUUGAGUUUUGGAACCAUCACUGUAGAUGUUACUUACCCCUGCCACUGUGUUGUUUCCAAUGCCUUUCCUGUUGAUUGCGUUGUGCUUUUUGAAGAUGAAGCAUGGUGUUGCAGAGUCUACUGUGGCCUCCAACAAUGGAAGAAAGUUCGUUGCCUCACGCCAUAUGCGGGCUCUCUGUAAACCGACUUUUGCACUUGCUUCUAUUCUAGCAGUGCGGAAACGCAUCAUUGUGGUUGAAACGACCUCCUUGACAUAAGUUUACAGGGGCGUCAAACAUAGAAUUACUUCCAAAGCCCUAGUUGGUGUGGUUUUUAUUGCACCAGUUAUGUUGAGUCAUGGCAUUCUUUGAAUGUGAUCUAGUUUCCGGACUUCCCCUAUUACAUAUAUGGCUUUUUGUAAAGCCAAAGAAAGGUUCUGGUUCGUGGAAUGCUGUUGCACGUCCUCGUCUUGCAAGUUGGUCCGCUAUUUCACUCCCCUCGACUCCUUUUCAGGCUGGUACCCAUGUCAGAAUGACUCUAUUGCGAGACGCCAAUUGCUCUAGGAGUUGUUGGCAGUACCAUACCAGCUGGACUUCAUGCAUCUUAGUGCUGGCUGACUGUCGGAAUUGAUAUAGAUCUUCGCUCUUCGCAGGUCUCUUUCAAGACACUUUCUAGCGCCAAGUUCUAUUGCGCUUGAAAUAUGGUUCGGCUUUCUCCUAGGGCAGUCAAUCGUCUACAAAUUGGUUUGUUCGGUACUACAGUAGUGAUGGGAUGGGAGUAUGUACAAGAAUCGGGUAAUAUCCGUUCGAAAUUUGGAACGGUUCUGGGAUUGCGCAGAACUGCUUGCGCACAAAAAAUAAUGGAGGAUAGUUCUAAUACUAAUUCUGAACCAAAAAAAAAACAAAGCAAACCGCAAAUCACAAAAUUUUACAACAGUUUCUCCUUCAGAGCAAGAACUGAGUUCAAGAACAAUCCCAGAAUUAUCGUUCUUAUAUAGUUCUAAACUCGGUUCUAAAUAAACCAAAAUGCUGUCAAUACAGUUUGAGUACGAUUCCGAAAUAACGAAAACGCGUUUUAUAACAUGCGCAUGUGCAGAUUGUGCAGAAUGAUUCCGAACUAGUUCUGAGUCAAACCAAAACAAAACUUUAAUAUUGUUAUCAUAUACUGCUGGGAAGUGCGAGCGAAUUGACCGACACUGUCACUCACUACACUGGAUUCGAUCGGUGGUGGAAGUACUCGGUACUUGGUAUUCAAUGGAAUAUUCAACUCCACAAAGCACUCGAUUCCUCGGCAUUCGAUUCUUGAAAAUAGCCGAUUCUUCCUAUCAAAGGUACAAUAUUUUCUCCCUUGUGGCCCUCAAUAGUCACUUUGCAGGAGUGUUCAAAUUCGUAGUUGUGUUGAUUCUGACCAACUGGUUUUGUGUUCACAUUUAUGCAUUCUUUCAUAAUGCUCAUGUGUCCGCCAAAGUCCCCUUCCUUUAGUUUCAAGUACUGUAUUAUUCUCGAAGCUCCGCACUAAUAUAUCUAGUGAGGGGAGGCCCAACAUAAACUCCAUUGCAGUGCUUGGACAGGUAUCAAUUAUUUCAAGGAGUGGAGGUCCGACACCUUUCGGUGUGCGAAUCUUGCUCUAGGUAUUCGAACGGUGACCGAGUGGUGAACUUACCGAGUCAACUUCUGCAUCUUGUUCGUUUUCCAUAAUAGACUGGAGGACAUUCCCAGAAAUCGUACUCUAUUUUACUCCGAGCGGCAUUUCGUACGACAUUCGGCAACUUGACGUUUCUAGGGUAUUUCGACCCCGCUGAAUCCGAAUCCGGAUGUUGCCAAGCCGAAUUUUGCCUCCAAACGCCUCAAAUCCAAAAUGGCGGCCAAACCAAGGGCUUAAAUGACAUUUUUCUUAAAGUGUAUCGUUAUUGACCGGCGAGAUGUUGUUUCAUAUGUUUUUGGAGUCGCUGAACAUGAAUAUGAUUCGAAUACCGGAAGUACCAUAAUUCAAGAUGGCGGCCGUCGGGGGCCUAAAUACAGAACUUUCAGAAGUUGGCAUAUUGUCAAGUGCGGCGUAUCGGCACAUAUGUUUUUGACGACGACUAGAUCAAAAAUUAGCACCAGAAAUCGAUUAGGCAACCGGAAGUAGAAUUAUCCAAGAUGGCGACCGGUUGGGGCCCAAAUACCAAACAUUAAAAAGUUGCUAUAAUAUGACGUGCUGGGUAGGACCACAAGUGUUUUGGAGGUCGCUGAACACGAAUUUGAGAUUUUUUUAUGAUUUUUGAAAUUUUGUCUAAAUUUUUAUAUUUUUCGAACAUUUUUGUGAUUAUUUGUGAUUUUCAUUGUUUUUGUGAUUUUCUUAAUUUUUAUGAUUUUUGGAACUUUCGUUACUCAAUUUUUAUGAUUUUUGUCAUUUUAUGAUUUUUGUAAUUUUUUCAAAUUUUUGUAGCUUUUUGUGAUUUUCAUUAUUUUUUGUGUUUUUUUAAAUUUAUAUGAUCCACACUUAAAUUUGUUGUAAAUUUUCAUGAUUCUUGCAAUUUUCGUAAAUUUUUAUGAUUUUUUUAAAUUUUUAUAAUUUUUGAGAUCUUUUCAAAUUUUUAUAUUUUUCGUACAUUUUUGUGGUUUUUUGCGAUUUUCAUAAUUUUUUAAAUUUUUUAAAUUUUAAUGAUUUUUGUGACUUUCGAGAAUUUUUAUGAUUUUCUUUAUUUUUUUUUUUAUUUUUAUAAAUUUUAUAUUUUUGUAAAUUUCCAUGAUUUUUAUGAUUUUCGUAAAUUUUCAAGAUUUUUGUAAUUUUCAUAAAUCUUUAUGAUUUUUUGAAUUGUUAUGAUUUUUGUAAUUUUUUCAAAUUUUUAUAUUUUUCGUACAUUUUUAGGGUUUUUUGUGAUUUCCAUAAUUUAUUUUUUUAUGAUUUGUUUUUUAACAUUUUUAUGAUUUUCUCAAAUUUUUGAUUUGUGUUUUUAGUAAACUUUUCUGGCAUUUAGUGAUCGUAAAUUUUUGUGUUUUUUAACAUUUUUAUGAUUGUCUUGAAUUUUUUUGAUUUUUAUAAAUUUUAUAUUUUUGUAAAUUUUCAUGAUUUUUAUGAUUUUCUGAAUUUAAUUUUUUAUGAUUUGUUUUUUUAAAUUUUUAUGAUUUUUGUAAAUAAUUGCAAUUUUUCAAUUUUUUUGUUUUUUGUAAACUUUUGUGGCUUUUUGUGAUUUUUUCUGUACUUUUCUUUCUGUAAAUUUUUGUGAUUUUUAUAAUUUUCAGACUUAUGAUUUUUUAAAAUUUUUAUUAUUUUUUGAGUUUUUCGUAAUAAUUUGUGUCACAAAAAAUUACAAAAAUCACAACAAUUAUGAAAAUGACAAAAAAUCAUAAAAAUCACAAAAAAACAUAAAAAUUCAGAAAAUUAUAAAAAUAUAAGAAAAUCGCAAAAAAUAUAAAAAUUAAUUAAAUGUUGAAAAUUACAAAAAUUCAAGGCAAUCAUACAAAUUUGAAAAAUUACGAAAAUCACAAAAAUGUAUGAAAAACAAAUCAUAAAAAUCUGAAAAAAUAAAUUAAAAUAAAAAUUUAGAAAAUCAAAAAACCUAGAAAAUUAUGGAAAAUCACAAAAAACUACAAAAAUGCACGAAAAACUAAUUAUAAAAACUUGAAAAAAUUUAAAAAAUUAAAAUUUGAACAAAACUACAAGAAUCAUAAAAAUUCAGAAAAUCAUGAGUCAUAGAAAUUUACAAAAUCAUAAAAAUUUAAAAAAAUGAUAAAAAUUUACAAAAAUUAUAAAAAUCUACAAAAAUCAUAAAAAUUAACAAAAAUUACAAAAAUCAUGAAAAUUUCAAAAAUCAUAGAAAUUCAGAAAAAUGAAAUUUCCCAAAAAUCAAAAUCAUAAAAAUUCACAAAAAAUCAUAGAAAUUUAUGAAAAUUAAAAAUCAAUAUACAUACAUAUUUAAUGAUGUGUCAUUUGACAUUUUUAACUCAUGUAAAUUCUGAGUUCAAAAAUUGAAAAAAAAAAAAGAAUUAAACUGUCAAAACUUGUCAUUUGUUUAUUAAGUAGAAAAAGAUUCCACUCUGGUUCUUCUCUUGAGGUAAUUUAUUGGAUAGACAUCAAAUUUUGACAGGUGUCAAAAUCUAAACCCUACGUAUAAUGCCAUGGAACAGAACUAGAUUAGAGUAUUUUCCCAAUUGAAGCUAUUGUCAGAUCCUGUCUGCUGUCAAAAUUUGAUAUACCUAUGAAAGCUUUGUUUAAUGUUUUAUCACCACUAAACUAUCUUAAAACGACAAAAAACCAUGUUUAAAUUUUCAUUUCUACUAAAACAAAUGACAGGUUUUAACAGUUCUGAAUUUUCCAUAUUUUGAACAUAAUGAAAUAUUCAAAAGUGACAAUUCGUCGUUAAUUUCACUAAUGGGCGUAUAUUGAAUUUCUCAAAUUUUACAAGCGUAUAUGAUAUACGCCUUUUAGGAAGAUGCAUAUUUCUUGUUUCAAAACAUACGUCAUAAGAAAAAUGUGUAUAACUCAGAAACUAGUAGCAGUUCAUAUGCGCCAAUUAGAAGGCGUAUAAAUUUGAUGUUUUGCGACAUAAAUUCCCUGAAAACGAAGAAUCGUCUAUUUCUCAUAUACGUCCCUUUGUCAAAUUAACGACGAAUUGUGAGAAAAAUGGGCGCUAUCGUUUGGCAGGGUUUUGACAGAUGUCAAAAUGGUUGACAUUUUUCGAUUUUCCAUGGUCUACUUAUCAGGAAUCGAUAUUUGCCUCAUCAAAAUCUGCCAUAGUUACCUUGCUUUUGAAUAUUAGAUUCCAAUAUUUGACAGCUGAUACCGCCUCACCUGUCAUAUAUACAAGGUUGCGCUCAUAGUAAAAAAUGUUGCUUACGGCAUUUAUAAUAACAUAUUUAAAUUUCAUCCAAAUAUCACGGGUAACCAAUUUCCGUUUAAAUAUUCCGGGGUCCUUUCACUCUAGUCAGGACUAGAGUGUCCGGUGCGCGCACCAGUACGUGACAACCACCUUUCCGAACGUCGAAAACCGUGUGAUUUUUAUCCACGCUUCGCCUUUUCGAACGGCAACUAUGUGAUUUUUAUAGGAAACUCCAGGUUCUCGAACGCAACCCAGCGUAAGUCACCAUGGGUCUUAUAACCCCACCAAAAAAAAUGGUCGGGAAAAAAAAAUCGGGAAAAAAAAUUGCCGGGAAAAAAAAGUCGAGAAAUAAAAAGUCGGGAAGAAAGAAGUCGGGAAAAGAUGAAAUGGUUGGGAAAAGAAAAAGUCAAGAAAAAAAAUGGUCGGGAAAAAUGAAUCGGGAAAAAAAAAGUCGGGAAAAAAAAAGUCGGGAAACAGAAAGUCGGGAAAAAAGAACUUCGAAAAAAAAAGUGACAAAAAAAACUCGGGAAAAAAAAAGCCGGAAAAAAAUAGGGGGAGAAAACGUGGGAAUCAAAAAUUGGGAAAAUACAAAAUUUACAAGCGAGCGUUUUUAGUACUAGAGCGGCAAAGUAAAGGUCAUCAGGAAACGCCUACUUUACGAUCACAAAUCUAAUCGACAAAGCCUGCGUUCUAGGGCGAUUGUAGGAAAACGAAUUUCCGAAUAUUCUCGUGUCAACUUUUCCGCAUAGUUUAAUUCCUGAAAAGCAAUGUAUUCUUUCAGGAAAGAUUUAGGCCAGAAUAUACACUUCUGUAUUGUUCAUACCCUAUUCGCGAAAGGCCCCGAAGUAGGCGACAUCUAUGAUCAACUUUGGUACUCAAAACUCAGUGAACAACAAAGCAAGUUUGCAUUUGGCCCCCGGCAUUGUUUCUGGAAGUUUUCAAUUUUCUACAGAAUAUUAUUCAUUUUAUGUAUUGUUUCUGUUAUAUAAAUCACAGAAACACCAUAAAACACAAUCUUCUUGGAAGACUUUAUUUAAUUGGGAAGUAGUGACAUAUUCCUGGGAAUUAUAAGUUUUUUUCUGCCAACGAAUUAAAAGCGUAUAAAGAAUGUUUCUUCGAUAACAGCGACGUUGCGAUUAAUUUGUUUAUUUCUAAUUUUGAACGAUUAGUCGUGGUCUACAUGGUGGUUUUUCUGGAAUUUCGAACAAAAAUAAUUCACCAAAAGCUAAUCUGCAGGCAAUUUCCGCGAGCAGGUGAGCUAAUGUUAAUUAACCUAACCGCGGGAAUUUCCGGUGCGUCCCCGAAACCCCAAUUUUCUUUGCACUAAACUGACAUGAAAUCAUGGUAGAAUUUUCAGAGAGGUAUAAUAUAAUGAAGACAUUUUCAAUAGAAUGAGAGCCUAACAUAAAAACCUAUCCGCAUCCAAUAUUAGGACAUGUAAUACGACUUCAUUACUUGUGUAUAUUUAUUAAACAAUAUAAUUAAUUAGUUAUAUUUAUACGUGUGUAAAAAAAAUUGUUAUUGUUUCGAUAUGCAUGAUUAAAAUAAACAUUAUUUUUU
This is a messenger RNA of Ceutorhynchus assimilis (cabbage seed weevil), 8721 nucleotides long. Lineage: Eukaryota; Metazoa; Arthropoda; Insecta; Coleoptera; Curculionidae. The record is from the annotation of a GenBank genome assembly.